Molecule: messenger RNA, 1923 nt
Organism: Didymosphaeria variabile
Lineage: Eukaryota; Fungi; Ascomycota; Dothideomycetes; Pleosporales; Didymosphaeriaceae
Exons: 1
Coding region: 1-1923 (640 amino acids)
Molecular function (GO): FAD binding; oxidoreductase activity
Source: RefSeq, a predicted model, not a curated record
AUGCAUUCCGACGAAAUACAAGCAUUGCUGAAGGUCAAAGCAACCCCGAGGGUGCACGAAGAUGAACAGGAGACUAGGUUCAACGGCAAGCCGCAGAGCAAGCGGUGCUCCACAUGGCUACUUGUCUGCGAUUGUAUCUUGCUUGGGUACUUCUGCUUCUAUUGGAAUGGUCUCCCAUCACUGAGGCUCGGUGCUACCUUCAACUCUUCGAUCGAAGGAAGUGACCCUCUACGAUUCAACUAUACGUGCGUGCCAUCGCAAGCAUGUUGGCCAACGACGAACCAAUGGGCUGACUUCAACCGGACGAUCAACGGACAUCUCAAGCUUACAGUUCCUUGGGCAGCGCCAUGCUACGCUGGCUCUGAUGGAUGCCAACAAGUCACGACCAACUACAUGAAUAGUUCUGCGAGAACUUCUCAGUAUGGCGCAAUGGAAUUCCUCGACUGGGAAUCAUGCGGCCUAUCCAGCUGUAUGCUCAACUCAUUUUCACCAUCCGCUCCUGUAGACGGCACCUGCUCACUUGGACGUCUUUCGACGUACCACGUAGAAGCGCAUACGGCGAAUGACGUCCAGAAGACACUGAACUUUGUUCGAGCCCAUGACAUCCGCCUGUCCAUCAAGAACUCGGGCCACGACUAUUUCGGCCGAAGCAAUGCAGCCAACUCCCUUGCAAUAUGGACUCGGAACAUGAAGAAUGCCCGAUAUCACAAGACGUUCCAGGCGACAGGCUGUCAGUCCACUCUUGAGAAUGUUGGGGAGAUAGGAGCGGGGAUCUCAGCGCAAGAGGCAUGGGAGUUUUUCGAACCUCUCGGAAUGCUUGUCACUGUCGGCGCUACCGGCUCUGUCGGCGUUGCCGGUGGUUAUGGUCAAGGAGGAGGACAUGGGCCGCUCGGCCCAAUGUAUGGAUUGAUGGUCGACAACGCGAUUGAGUUCGAUGUCAUCACCGCAGACGGUCGAGCACGCACAAUCAACGCUUGUAGUCCUGCCGAAGAUGCCGAACUCUUCUGGGCAAUGCGAGGAGGUGGAGGUGGCACGUUCGCAGUCAUGAUAUCCUACAAGUUCCAGCUUCAUCCGGCGGUACCGCUCAAUGUGUACAGCUUCCAGGCUAGCUUCCCGGUUCCAGAGGGACAGCUCGACAUUACUGAGUCGGUCGUGCACCGCGACGUAAUCAGAGCAUUAGCUUCGAAUCAAGCGCUAUUUGCGUCUCACGGGAUGGCAGGCUACAACUUUGUGCUGCCGGAUCAUAUGGUCUCUCUGCAAAUCCUUCCCUCCACGAACACUGAGCUCAUCAAGAACAUAACGUCAUCCUACAACAAGUUCCUUAGCCGGUAUCCUGGUCUCAACAUCACCGAGAACGCGUACUACACAUUUCACAAGUUCUCUGAGUGGUAUGCGUUUGCGCAGACUCCCUCAAUCGCCCGUAAUGGGCCUGUGGGCGUAGGUAUAUCUGAGUCAGGUCGAUUCCUGCCCAAGAGGCUCUUCUCUAGACCACAAGCGGUCGAGAAACUCGUAGAUGCCGUUGUAACUGCCAUGCAAAUUUCCUUCACCAACGGAGGCGGCGGAGCUGCGCAGCUUUACGCUACCGGGCCGUUCAGUCAGCCCGUCAACAGUGGGACAGGCGUGAAUCCUGCCUUUCGCGAUGCGUUGUGGGAGGUUAUUAUGGGAGGGAUUUGGACGAGUAACACACCAGAAUCAGUACGUCGCCAAAUUCGCAACACCAUCUCCACGUCUAUUGGGCCGUUCAAGGCUCUAACUCCGGGUGGUGGCUGCUACAUGAAUGAGGGUGAUUGGACAGAAGAAAAUUGGCAGCAGACAUUCUUCGGCAGCAACUACGAUAGGCUACUGGAAGUGAAGAGGUUAUUUGACCCGAGCGGUCUAUUCAACUGCUGGAAGUGUAUUGGUUGGUCUGGUUACGAUGAGUGA